AUGACCUUUAACCCAGCAGCACCAACGACCGUCGUCCCCACCGCUCCGCGUUCACGAUAACGGCACCGCGUGACUGACAGCCCACUGCUCGGUGACCCGGUGGAACCGUUUACCGGAUCCGUUAAUCGGCCAGAGUAGCGGCUAGUUAGCGGCUAGUUAGCGGCUAGUUAGCGGCUAGUUAGCGGCCACAGCGAACAGCUGACUGAAGAUGGAGGAGUUUCUGUUGAGCUGCAGGGGGACCCUGAAGGUGAAUCCGGAUCAGGCCGGUUCAGGGCUCCAUGUGGUUCUGGGGAAUGAAGCCUGUGAUCUUGACUCCAUGGUGUGUGCUCUGACCUACGCCUACUUCCUGUCCAAGAGCGGCGGCUCCGAGGCGCUCGUCAUCCCGCUGCUCAACAUCCGCCAGUCGGAGCUGCUGCUGCGCUCGGACUGCGUCUACCUGCUGCGACAGGUGUGUCUGUCUCCAGACCUGCUGCUGUUCAGAGACCAGCUGGACCUGCCGGCGCUGCACCGGGACGGCCGCCUGCGGCUGACGCUGGUCGACCACAACGUCCUGCCCAGUUCAGAUAGGGACCUGGAGGCGGCGGUGGUGGAGGUGAUUGACCAUCACCUGCUGGAGAGAGACUCCUCCCCCUACUGUCCAGUUACCGUGGAGACAGUGGGAUCCUGCGCUACCUUGGUCACUGAACGUAUCAUGCAGAAGGCUCCGGAGAUCCUGGACCAGCAGGUUGCCCAAUUGCUCUACGCGGCGGUGGUGCUGGACUGCGUCAACAUGGCUCCCUCAGCAGGGAAAGUGACUCCUAAGGACCUCCGGCUGGCUGAGGCGUUGGAGGCUCGUUUCCCGGCUCUGCCAGAGAGAGACGCUCUCUUCCACGAGCUGCAGGACGCCAAGUUUGACGUCUCAGGUCUGAACACUCAACAGAUGUUGUUGAAGGACAUGAAAGCUGUUUCAGGAAGUUUGAAUGUCGCCAUUUCUGCUCUCUACGUCACACUGGAGGACUUCCUGCAGAGGGCGCGGUUGGAGGCGGAGCUCUCAGGUUUCUGUCUGAAGUUUGGCUUUGAUCUCCUGCUGCUGAUGACCAUCUCCUUCAGCGAGAGCCGGGAGCCAAUCAGAGAGCUCGCUGCCUUCAGCCACAGCGCCGCUUGCAGACGACAGGUGAGCCACUACCUGGAACAGGCCCGUAACCCCGCCCUCAACCUCUGUCCAAUCAGAAGCCCUCAUCCUCACAUCACAGCCUAUCAGCAAGGAAACUCUCUGGUGUCCCGUAAGAAGCUCCUCCCCCUCGUUAAGGACUUCCUGAGGGAGCUGGACGGUCGCCUGGGAGACGGUCGCCUGGGAGACGGUGGCCUGGGAGACGGUGGCCUGGGAGACGGUGGCCUGGGAGACGGUGGCCUGGGAGACGGUCGCCUGGGAGACGUGGAUGAGGAAGAGGAGGAGGAGGAGGAGGAAGAGGAGGCCCGGGUCCCUCCCACCCCGAUGAACAGCCUGGUGGAGGGCUGCCCUCUGGACGGAGGCCUGCCGCACCUCAGUGCUCUGGACCUGGAGGAGAAGUUCAGCAAGAUGGCUGACAGGAGAGGGAACUGACCUCUGACCCCUUGACCUCUGACCUCUCACCUGUCAAUCACCGGGACGUCUUUCUGUCUGAUGACGAAGGUACGACAGACACGGACGCCAGAAACAUCUCAGAUUGAAAGCUGUUUAUUUUUUACUCAAACACGUGCUUUUAUUCUGAAAAAUCAUCUGGACUCACUUCCACUAAGGAGCAACUUUCGGCCCUUCAAAAUAAAGGUUCACAGAAUUUGACUAAAACAUGUUUUCAGUGUCUUGGCGUUGAACUUCUUGGUGCUGCAGACUCCGUUGUGUCCACACGGGGGCGCCAACAUUUCACCUUUAGAUUCACAGCUGCUGCUAAUUUAUCUAAUAUUAUUAAUAAUAUUUUAAUUUACCAUUUAAUUCUAUCGUUUGCUCAGAAAACUGAAAAAUGCCAAAAAGUAGAAGAUGUCGGUUUACUGAGAUAUGAAGCACCGACUGGAAUAAAAACAUCAAAAUAU
This is a messenger RNA of Cyclopterus lumpus (lumpfish), 2049 nucleotides long. It is a transcript of the gene prune1, whose product is annotated as prune exopolyphosphatase. The record is from RefSeq and is a predicted model, not a curated record. Gene Ontology annotation, molecular function: exopolyphosphatase activity. Gene Ontology annotation, cellular component: cytoplasm. Bases 209 to 1582 code for a protein of 457 amino acids. NCBI's taxonomy places the organism in Eukaryota, Metazoa, Chordata, Actinopteri, Perciformes, Cyclopteridae. The transcript is spliced from 9 exons.